AUGACAACACAAAUUUUGCCUGCUUUGCCACAACAUGACGACAUUAUAAAAUUUAUAUUCGAAUCUUGGAAUAAAGUUAACAGAGAAUUCAGCGAACAAAACCCAACAGUUACUUAUUACGAAGAAAGGGAACCUAAUCCAAUACUUAAAGAUUUUGAACCUUUCGAUUUGGAAGCUUGGUGGGGUAAGAGAGUAGUUCAAAACAUUCAGGCAGCUUCUUCAUCUUCAUCAUGA
Molecule: messenger RNA, 234 nt
Organism: Pediculus humanus corporis (human body louse)
Lineage: Eukaryota; Metazoa; Arthropoda; Insecta; Psocodea; Pediculidae
Exons: 3
Coding region: 1-234 (77 amino acids)
Source: RefSeq, a predicted model, not a curated record